AUGACUGGCCAUCAAUAUGAUUCCACAUUCACCGACCGCGUUAUCAACGCCAUGGGUCCCAAGACGAAUCCCCGUCUGCACCAGUUGAUGAGCGGCUUCAUUCGGCACAUCCAUGACUUUGCGCGAGAGAAUGAGUUGACAGUCGACGAGUGGAUGCAAGGCGUACAGAUGAUCAACUGGGCGGGACAAAUGAGUGAUGCUAAACGUAAUGAGGGACAACUUUUGUGUGAUGUUAUUGGGCUUGAAUCAUUGGUAGACGAAAUCACUUACAAAGUAGCAUCUGAAGCAGAUGCGCCAACAGCAACAGCCAUCCUCGGCCCCUUUUUCCGAGCAGACACAAUGGUCCGACAAAAUGGCGACAAUAUCGUUGUCACAGGAGUCGACGAUGGAGAAAUGGUCUUUAUGCAUGGCCAAGUGAUGGAUUACAAGACAAAGAAACCUAUCCCAGGCGCCAUUGUGGAGGUAUGGCAAGCGUCUACCAAUGGAUUAUAUGAGCAGCAAGAUUCGAAUCAAGUUGAGCAUAAUCUGCGAGGGAAGUUUACGACUGAUGAGAAUGGGAAAUAUUGGUUUUAUUGUUUGAGGCCGACGCCUUAUCCUGUUCCUGACGAUGGCCCGGCAGGAAAGUUGCUGCAGCUCAUGGAUCGACACCCCUAUCGUCCUGCGCAUAUUCAUAUCUUUGCCACACAUGACGGAUACAAGCCCCUCAUCACACAAAUAUUCGACAGAAAAGACCCAUACCUCACCAAUGACUCUGUUUUCGCGGUCAAGGACUCCUUGAUUGUGGAUUUUGUCCCUCUGGAAGGGGACCCCAAAGCCUCUACUGAGUUGACUUAUGAUGUGAAGCUAGUUCCCAGGGAUUCUUGA
Molecule: messenger RNA, 864 nt
Organism: Talaromyces marneffei
Lineage: Eukaryota; Fungi; Ascomycota; Eurotiomycetes; Eurotiales; Trichocomaceae
Exons: 4
Coding region: 1-864 (287 amino acids)
Biological process (GO): catechol-containing compound metabolic process
Molecular function (GO): ferric iron binding; catechol 1,2-dioxygenase activity
Source: RefSeq, a predicted model, not a curated record